Molecule: messenger RNA, 1151 nt
Organism: Eubalaena glacialis (North Atlantic right whale)
Lineage: Eukaryota; Metazoa; Chordata; Mammalia; Artiodactyla; Balaenidae
Gene: CCDC32
Product: coiled-coil domain containing 32
Exons: 4
Coding region: 84-623 (179 amino acids)
Biological process (GO): cilium organization
Source: RefSeq, a predicted model, not a curated record
CCCGAUUUCUCCCCGGCUGCCAGCGACUGAACUGAGCUGAGCGUUUGCGGGCUGCUGGGCAGGCGGUUGCGCUCAGAUUCCAAAUGAAAAUGUUUGAGAACAUUGACUCUACAACUACAAGAUCUGGCCCGGAUCUUUGGGCCGAAAUCUGUUCCUGUCUGCCACAUCCUGACCAAGAGGAUAGUGCCAGCAAUGCUUUCUCAGACUCCUUUAUGGAUUCUUACCCUGCAGGCACAGGCCAGAGGGAGGCCCCAGACUUUGCUGUGCAGCCAGCUGUAAAGCCUUGGGCUCCCCUGCAGGAUUCAGAAGUGUAUUUAGCAUCUCUAGAGAAGAAACUGAGAAGAAUCAAAGGUUUACAUCAGGAAGUGACUUCCAAGGACAUGCUUCGAACCCUGGCCCAAGCAAAGAAGGAAUGCUGGGAUCGGUUCCUACAGGAGAAGUUAGCAUCGGAAUUCUUUGUGGAUGGACUUGAUUCUGAUGAGAGCACCUUGGAACAUUUCAAGAGGUGGCUCCAGCCAGAUAAAGUAGCCAUCAGUACGGAGGAGGUCCAGUAUCUGAUUCCUCCAGAGUCGCAGGUUGAGAAGCCAGUGCCCGGGGACGAGCCAGCAGCAGUGGAACAAUAAAUUACACACACACACGCCCAGCAGCUGUCUUGGGUCCGGAGGGAACAGCAGAGAGCUCGGCGGCGGCAGCAGCAAGGAGAAAUCUAGGGAGGGAAAAAGCCCAGCCUUCCACUCCACCAAGCAAGCAGCUGCGGGCCCCUGAGGACUUGCUGGGGGCUGGCACGUGUGACUGUCUUGGGUAAAGUGACUGACCCAGUGUGUGCUGGAUCAAAAUACCGCCUUCCUCUCUGUCUCACAGCUUGUCUGAGCUCUGUUGCUGCAGGUGAGAAGUCUGCUAAGAACCUAGUGAAGGACCAAGUGUGAAAGUAUUUGGAGAAACUGAUACCCUUGUGUAUAAUGUAUAAGUUAAGUGAGCCAUAUUUUUUCUCGCCUCUUCUGGAUGUUCCCGCCUGUGUUCCAAGCGUUCCCUUGGUAAAUUGUCAGGGAUGCAUGGCACCGAAGAGAGUGAAGUCUGCUUCCUUGAAUCCAAGACCCAUCUGAGGCUUCUCUAACAAGUCCAUAAUAAAUAUAGGGACUUUAGGAAAAAGA